Molecule: messenger RNA, 648 nt
Organism: Tauraco erythrolophus (red-crested turaco)
Lineage: Eukaryota; Metazoa; Chordata; Aves; Musophagiformes; Musophagidae
Source: RefSeq, a predicted model, not a curated record
AAAGCCGUUGGCCCUGACAGGGCAGCUUCAGAGUGGCUGUUGCGGUGCGGUGCGUUGGUGCGCUAUCAGGGCUACCAGAAGUGGCAGCAGGACUACAACGGCCUCCCAACGGGGCCCCUGGGGAAAUACAAGAUAGAAGCAAUUAAUGCCACCGAGUCUUGCAUCAUGUACAGAGGAUUUGACUAUUUGGAUGGCCUUGAACAUGUUACAGAAAUCAAGCUGCAGAAGUGUAUGUACAUACAGGAUGAGUGUCUGCAGAGGCUCAGUGAGACGAAGAAUCUCCAGAAGAGUCUUCUCCAGCUGAAGAUAAUUUCCUGCGGGAAUGUCACAGACAAAGGCAUCAUUGCACUUCACAAGCUGACGAACCUUGAGUAUUUGUAUCUGAGUGACCUCCCUGGAAUAAGACAGAAAGAAACUACUGUUCAUGUCCUUCAGCAGGCACUGCCGAACCUGGAGCUGGAGCUGGAUUUGGAAUAAACACAGUUGCACAUAAUGGAGAUGUAUUGGAUUUCACACUAUUUAUCAUAUAUUGCAUAAAUUAAAUUGUAGACACUGCUGUGUUUCUAGGUAUGGAAAUAAGCCCGGAUCUUCCAGUCCAGCUUUAAAAGCUGUAAGCAAUCUUUUAUGCAAUUAAGUUUUGUUAAACUU